Clupea harengus (Atlantic herring) is the source of this 963-nucleotide messenger RNA. RefSeq names its product heparin binding EGF like growth factor a (gene hbegfa). Gene Ontology annotation, biological process: epidermal growth factor receptor signaling pathway; positive regulation of cell population proliferation. Gene Ontology annotation, molecular function: epidermal growth factor receptor binding; growth factor activity. The record is from RefSeq and is a predicted model, not a curated record. Lineage: Eukaryota; Metazoa; Chordata; Actinopteri; Clupeiformes; Clupeidae.
UGAUGCUCUCCCUCCACGGCCCUUUUGGCAGUCCCAGCGAGAGUGUGAGCUGUACAGUCGUGCUGUCCCGUCGUGCUGUCCCGUCAUCUGGUCCCGUCUUCUCUGAAGUUGAAUCAAACGAAAGGAUUUAGGUCUCAAGGUUUCCGUGGAUUCAACUCCGUGAUCUAAAGAAAACGAACUGUCGAAGUGAUUUAUUUCCUACACCUUAAGACCAUUCGCUUGGAGACAUGGGGAUUCCAAGAGUGAUACUUCUGUUGGUCCACGCUCUGGUGCUUUCCAGGUUGGUCAGUGGAGCCUCAAUAGACACGAGUGAACAUGAAAAGGCCCCUGAAACUGCAGUGUUCAACAUGUUGGAACCAGUAAGUGAGAGAAGGGUUGCAGAAGAGGAUCUGCAGCAUGAGGUGGAUUAUGAAGACGAAGAUGGAGAUGAAGAUGAGUACUACUACGAUGAUGACGAGGACGAUUAUGAAGUAUCAGGGGACUACGUGCCACGAGUUGCCUUUUCCAGCAAACCUAAGGAUCCCAGCAAAGUUCUGACUGAAGAAAGGGCAGGGGAAAGGAGGAGAGGAAAAGGGAGGAAGAAGGGAAAGGGAAAGAAGAGGAAUCCGUGCCUGAGGAAAUAUAAAGAUUUAUGCAUCCAUGGCACGUGCCAAUACCUGGCAAACAUCCGUAAACCUUCUUGCAUAUGCCACGAGGGUUACUCGGGAGAGCGGUGUCACGACAUCAUUUGGCUGUUGCCCAGCAGCGGAACAGAUAAAGGAUAUAACAGGACGACAGCACUGGCAGUGGUGGCAGUCGUGCUCUCCUCACUCUGUCUCAUCAUCAUAGGCCUUCUUUUGGCAUUGAGGUUCCACAAGCGGGGUGCCUAUGAUGUUGAAAAUGAGGAGAAGGUGAAGCUGGGGGCAGCGCCACACCACUGACUGAGGAGAGAAUGGGUGGAGAUGUGGAAAUUCUACCUCAAAA